This is a messenger RNA of Pan troglodytes (chimpanzee), 1795 nucleotides long. RefSeq names its product coronin 1B (gene CORO1B). The coding region runs from base 1 to 1470 and encodes 489 amino acids. The transcript has 10 exons. Lineage: Eukaryota; Metazoa; Chordata; Mammalia; Primates; Hominidae. Gene Ontology annotation, molecular function: actin filament binding. The record is from RefSeq and is a predicted model, not a curated record. Gene Ontology annotation, biological process: actin filament organization; cell migration.
AUGUCCUUCCGCAAAGUGGUCCGGCAGAGCAAAUUCCGGCAUGUGUUCGGGCAGCCGGUCAAGAACGACCAGUGCUAUGAGGACAUUCGCGUGUCCCGUGUUACCUGGGACAGCACCUUCUGCGCCGUCAACCCCAAGUUCCUGGCGGUGAUUGUGGAGGCCAGUGGAGGGGGUGCCUUUCUGGUGCUCCCCCUAAGCAAGACGGGCCGCAUUGACAAGGCCUACCCGACGGUGUGUGGGCACACAGGACCUGUCCUGGACAUCGAUUGGUGUCCUCACAACGACGAAGUCAUAGCCAGCGGCUCGGAGGACUGCACGGUCAUGGUGUGGCAGAUCCCAGAGAACGGGCUGACCUCCCCGCUGACAGAGCCGGUGGUGGUACUGGAGGGGCACACCAAGCGAGUGGGCAUCAUCACCUGGCACCCCACGGCCCGAAACGUGCUGCUCAGUGCAGGCUGCGACAACGUGGUACUCAUCUGGAAUGUGGGCACAGCGGAGGAGCUGUACCGCCUGGACAGCCUGCACCCUGACCUCAUCUACAAUGUCAGCUGGAACCACAGUGGCAGCCUGUUUUGCUCAGCAUGCAAGGACAAGAGUGUGCGCAUCAUCGACCCCCGUCGGGGCACCCUGGUGGCAGAGCGGGAGAAGGCUCAUGAGGGGGCCCGGCCCAUGCGGGCCAUCUUCCUGGCAGAUGGCAAGGUGUUCACCACAGGCUUCAGCCGAAUGAGCGAGCGGCAGCUGGCACUCUGGGACCCAGAAAACCUCGAGGAACCCAUGGCCCUGCAGGAACUGGACUCGAGCAACGGGGCCCUGCUGCCCUUCUACGACCCCGACACCAGUGUGGUCUACGUCUGCGGCAAGGGUGACUCCAGCAUCCGGUACUUUGAGAUCACAGAGGAGCCUCCCUACAUCCACUUCCUGAACACGUUCACCAGCAAGGAGCCGCAGCGGGGUAUGGGCAGCAUGCCCAAGCGGGGCCUGGAGGUCAGCAAGUGCGAGAUCGCCCGGUUCUACAAACUGCAUGAGCGCAAGUGUGAGCCCAUCGUCAUGACUGUGCCAAGAAAGUCGGACCUCUUCCAGGAUGAUCUGUACCCCGACACAGCCGGGCCCGAGGCAGCCCUGGAGGCUGAGGAGUGGGUGAGCGGGCGGGAUGCCGACCCGAUCCUCAUCUCACUGAGGGAGGCCUACGUGCCCAGCAAGCAGCGGGACCUGAAGAUCAGCCGGCGCAACGUGUUGUCUGACAGCCGGCCCGCCAUGGCCCCGGGCUCCUCCCACCUAGGGGCCCCCGCCUCCACCACCACUGCUGCUGAUGCCACCCCCAGCGGCAGCCUGGCCAGAGCCGGGGAGGCUGGGAAGCUGGAGGAGGUGAUGCAGGAGCUGCGGGCCCUGAGGGCGCUGGUCAAGGAGCAGGGCGACCGCAUCUGUCGCCUGGAGGAGCAGCUGGGCCGCAUGGAGAACGGGGAUGCGUAGGGCCACAGCCACACGCCACCUUCAUCUCCUCCUCCGCCCCCUUCCCACUCAGCUUCUGCCAGUGGGUCGCACUGGGCUAGCUGGCUGCCCAGAGCCUCUGAGGCAGCGCAGAGGUCAGUUCCCACCCCCACCCGUCCCAGGCCCAGGCCGAAGCCAGCGCCCAGCUUUCCUCACUGUUCCUGUGGAGGAUGUCUACGCCCAGGCGAGCUCCUCGACCUCUGAGGGACCAUCUCCCCGACCACUGCCCAGCCCUCUGCUCCCUCCCCAGAGGAGGCGGGAGGGUGGGCUCUAUAUUUUCAUUCCAAAUAAAAUUCUCUUUCUAAAA